Gilbertella persicaria is the source of this 2128-nucleotide messenger RNA. RefSeq lists its product as uncharacterized. The record is from RefSeq and is a predicted model, not a curated record. Lineage: Eukaryota; Fungi; Mucoromycota; Mucoromycetes; Mucorales; Choanephoraceae. Gene Ontology annotation, cellular component: mitochondrion; cytosol. Gene Ontology annotation, molecular function: protein binding. The coding region runs from base 130 to 2106 and encodes 658 amino acids. The transcript has a single exon. Gene Ontology annotation, biological process: cell redox homeostasis.
CUUUCUCUCUCUUUUUAAAAAAUAUAUUGUCAUUCAAAACCCUUUCCCUUCUCGGGGAGAAUAAAUAAUAUAGUAACAGACGCAUUCUCUUUUAUUUUUUUAUUAUUUUCAAAUCUCAACAUCUUCAUCAUGAGUUCAGGAACACAAUCUAUUGCAGAUCUCACGACUGAAACCAGACCAACUACAGGUGACAUUCCUCCUCCCCUUGUUGGAGCAUCUACUAUUGUUGCAGGCAACCAGCUCUAUGUGUUUGGUGGACGAUUGGUUUCUUCCCGCCAAAUGACAAAUAAUUUGUACAUUCUCAACCUCGAGACUUACACUUGGACACAUUAUAUUUCUCCACCUGAUUCACCACCACCACCUAGACCAAGAUAUUUUCAUUCAUGCAAUCUCUAUAAACACUAUCUCGUUGUGUUUGGUGGUAUGAGUUAUUCCGUUCGACGUUCUUCCCAAAGCUUAUGUGCAUUAGACGAUGUAUGUCUGUUUAACUUGGAAACUAUGACCUGGAAGUAUCCUGAUGUACAGCCAAGUAUUUAUGCACCUCAAACGCGAUAUGCCCAUUUGGCUGUGAUUGCUACCGAUAAAUUAGUGGUGAUGGGCGGACAAGACAUGUCUAACCAAUACAUUAACGAAAUCAAUGUCUUUUCGCUCUCGACAAUGGAUUGGGUCCAUGGUGGUCCACUGACUCGACAAUAUGGUGCAUACCGAGCUGUAGCAUUUUAUCCCAAUUCAAUCGACAACAACAACAACAUCAUGGCAACACCACCUUUUUGGGAAACAGACAACAAAGAACUCUCGCUCUGUGUGUAUUCCAAUUAUAAUUUUACAGACGUGGCACGUGAUCUACAGAGUUUCUCACCCAUGCAUGCCACUGCUAAAUUCAGAGACCAUUCAUCAUGCAUGUCAGGCUCUUCUUUACCGCCAGGGCUUCGAUUUCCCUCAGGAGAUGUGAUAGGUCAUCAUCUUAUUUUGACAGGUACUUACCUGACACCCGUUCAUCAAUCCUUUCAUAUCUGGGCCCUGAAUUUGGCCAAUCUUGUCUGGGUUCGAAUUGAUACAGGCUCUGUAUUAGCGCAUGGAUCUUGGAACCGUGGUGUGUUGCAUGAAGCAAAGCAGCAGUUCAUUGUAUUUGGUGAUAGGAACCGAGAAUUGCUUGAAGACUAUAAUCACCGACAAGUUAACUUUACUCACUUGGCUACUGUUGACCUGGAAGCCUUUGGUAUCUACACUUAUCCCAAAGAAACAUGUGCGCCUGUUGCUCAGGAACUUGGCCUUAGCAUGUUAAAUGAGCCUGGUAUGGCAGACAUUGAAAUUAUGACAGAAGAUGGGCGUUCUAUUCCUGCCAAUUCGAAUGUGAUUGCCUUACGUUGGCCAUAUUUUGCCAAUCUACUUCAAGACAAGCCAGAUAAGCCUGGAUUCAAGCGUCUAUUAUUUCCAGAAAGUUAUCCAGUGACACUCGCGUUCUUACAAUACAUUUAUACCGAUCAUCUCAUGACAGCACAGCAACACCAUCCUCAAAUACUAUCCAGAUUACUCGUGUUGUCUGAUGUAUACAAUUUGCCUCGUUUAAACAAAUUGGCAACACACGCAUUACAUCAAAUACUCACUAUUUCUACAGCCAGCUUAGUGUAUGAAACAUCAGCACUCACAGGUAAAACUGCACUUCAAAUACGUGCAUUAAGAGUCAUGAUUAACGCAAAGAAAAUCAUGCAACAACAACAACAACAACAGCAUCAUGAAUAUGCAGGCAUGGAUUCAUCUCCUGUUAUUUCCUCACCAUUCCCCUCAUCCGUAGCAUCUUCACCCAAUAGGCUUGCACAUGAAGAAGAAGACAUGUAUAGAACAGCCUCUCCCAGUACAUCCACAUUUAGACGCUUGACUGCUUCCAAAUCAUCUACAACAUCCCCCGAAAGCUUUAUGCACUCAACAUCCCCUUCACCUAAACUAAGUAAAUCAAGCACCUUGGCUUAUCAAAAACCACCUCUUAUUCAAGAGAGACAACGCAAAGGAAGUCUUGUUCCUUUGCCAUCUGUAUUACAGCAAAGUAUGCGAAAAGGCUCUACGCCUAAUCCAUUUGACCGGCCAAGCAUGGGUAUUCGGUUCUAAACUAUAUAUAUUUAAUAAAAAU